Messenger RNA from Closterium sp. NIES-65, 2772 nucleotides. NCBI's taxonomy places the organism in Eukaryota, Viridiplantae, Streptophyta, Zygnematophyceae, Desmidiales, Closteriaceae. The record is from the annotation of a GenBank genome assembly.
AUGAACAGCCCUGCAAUAACUAAAAUUGAAGAAGGAGGGAUAUUGGACUACACGCUAGUAGCGGAUGCUGCCUAUGGUUUGAGGCCCUACAUCUACACACCGUAUCGUGCCCUUCCCGGUCGCGCACUUCCCGACGAGCAGCGAGUCUGGAACCUCCAGCAGUCCCGCACUCGAAUGAUCGUGGAGCAGGUGAACGGGAGGCUGAAAACCAAAUGGCGCAUCCUGGACGGGCGCCUCGAGUGCGACGUCUUCCGCGCCCCACAGGUCGUCUCCGCCUGCAUCGUGCUUCACAACAUCGACCUCAUCCUCGGCUUUCGUCACCGCCUGAACGAACCUUGUGAGCGCAACACUUGGUGGCUGGAAGGACCCGUUGCGGAAGCCCCGCAUUUCUCGCCGCGCGAUGCGGGCUUUACUCCGACUCGUCGUCGAUCUCGCCUGGCGGCGUACUUCUACGCUUCCUGGAGGCUCGGGCAUCCUGAGCUCUCUCAACCAUCUCUUGGGUACGUCGAUAACUUCAAGGCGCCAGGAAGCGGCCGGAUCAACGGCAGCACGCCGACGCCGCUGAGGGGGGCGGAUAGUGAAGAUAGUGAGGAGGGUGAGAGUGAGGAAAGAGAGAGUGAGGAGGGGGGAAAGAGGAGGGCUGCAGAUAAGAAGCGGCGAAGCGAAGGGUUUGAUUAUGACGAUGGGGUGGAGCAUGGUAGUGGCGGGGAGGGGAGUAAGAAGGCGAGGAAAGGGGGAAGCAGGGAAGGAUUUGAUUAUGACGAUGGGGUGGCGCAUAAAGGCGGUGAGGAGGAUGAUGAUGGUCGAGAGGAGAGGAGACGAGAGGAGGGGAGUAACGAGGAGGGGAGUAACGAGGAGGGGAGUAACGAGGAGGGGAGUAACAAGGAGGGGAGUAACGAUGAGGGGAGUAACGAGGAGGGGAGUAACGAGGAGGGGAGUAACAAGGAGGGGAGUAAGGAGGAGAGGAAAGGGGGAAGCAGGGAGGGGUUUGAUUAUGACGAUGGGGUGGGGGAUGGGAGUGGUGAUGGGAAGGGGAGUAAGAGGAAUGGUGAUGACGAUGAUGGUGAUGGUGAUAGUGGUGAGCUGGAGGAGAGAACGAAAGUAGAGGGUCAGAAGAGGAUGAAGAGGAGUGCAGUGCGGUACGAUGAGGAGGAGGAGGGUGAGGAGGGGGGGGGAGAAGAAGGGGUGGAGAGUGGGGGAGGGAAAGCGAAAGGGAUGCUGAAGGGUGGUGAGAGUGACGUAGGUGCAAGGGAAGAGGAGGAGGGGGAGGAAGAGGAAAAGGGGAAGAGUUUGGAGUUGGCUCAAAAAGCACUUAAAACACAUAAGGGUGGUGAGAGUGAUGCUGGGGCAGAGGACGAGGAAGAGGAGGAGGGGGAGGAGGAAAGGACGAGGGAGGGUGUCAAGAAGGGGACUGGGAAUGGUGCUUCUGCAGAGGGAAACGAGGAGGAGGAAGGACAGGAAAAAUCACGGGAGCGGGAGGAGAAGGAGGAGGAGGAGGGGGAUCAGGAGGGGGAGAGGGAGGUGCCAGCAAAGGCACGGAAGCGGCAGGAGGAGGAGGAGGAGAGGGAGGAGGAAGGAGAGGCGCCGGCACUGGUGGAGGAAGGAGAGGCGCCGGCACUGGUGGAGGAAGGAGAGGCGCCGGCACUGGUGCCGGUAUAUGAAACCAUGCACGGCAGGGAGGUGGUAUGGCAGGUGCCACGUGGCGACCUGCCACUGGCAGGAGUGGUGUUCUUCGCGCACGGGUGCACGCACCGAGCCACGCACUUCUGGCCGCCCCACCGCGCCUGCCCCUCCUGCCUGGGCCUGCCUGAAGACAUGGCUCUCGUGCAGCAUGCUCUCAAGAGACGCAUGGCUGUUAUCGCAAUUUCCAGGUGUGCGUGCCAUUCCCUCAUGUCCUGGAGACGCAUGGCUGUUAUCGCAAUUUCCAGCCUUUCCACCUGUUGGGAUACGUCCUAUCCUCCUGCCAGCUCCCUGGACAUUCCCCCAGUCGUCCAGGUUCUCACCACCUGGCGCCAGCAGCAUCAAUUCAACACCCUCCCUCUCUUCGCCCUGGGGGCCUCUUCUGGGGGAUACUUCAUCUCGUUACUAGCACACUCCUUUGACCUGCAAGCCCUCGUUAUAAUCAUCUCCAGUGGGGUCAAAAAGGCGUUUGACUCGCCGUUGCCCUCCGGGCGGCAGUUCCCGCCGACCCUCUUUGUCCACAUGCCAAAAGACGAGCAGCGCGCCGAGGCGGUCGAACGGGCGGUCGAGAUUCUCCAAUCGAAAGGCUUCGAGGCUGGGCAGAUCCCGUGCCUGGAGAAGAGGCUCGGGCCGAGCUUCCUGUCAGACCGGAUACCGAACCUAACCCCGGCAGCUUCGGAGAGGAUUUUCCAGGCGUUGAAGUGGGGAGGAGUGGUGGGGGAGGAUGGGAUGAUGGUGAGGGAUGGAAGACGGUCGGGAUGGAUUGCUGUGUUGCAGAAAGAGGGGGUGAUGGAGGAACUAGAACGGGGGACAGCAGCAGCAGUGGGAGUGGCAGCAGCAGCAGCAGCAGCAGGAGCAGCAGCAGCAGCAGGAGCAGGAGCAGGAGCAGCAGCAGCGGUGGUCGUGGCCGUAAAGGCGGGAGUGACGGCGAAGGUGAUAGUAACAGAAGAAGGCUGCGGGGUGCUGUUGGUGGUGGGCGAGGGGAGGAAGAUGAUGAGGAAGGUGCGGAUGAUAGGGGUGAGGGUGCACUUACCGGUAGGCCUGGUGUCCAAGCUACCAGCAGGAGUGGGCGGUGUGUGUAUAACUAGCUAG